UCUCGCCCGGCCCACAAACCCGCACCUGGAGCCCGCAGCCCGGGGAGCGCCGCUGGGAGAGAGCCGCCUUCGAUCCACCGUGCAGCAUGGAGGAGUUAGCCCGAGAGAGCAUCAGCCUGCUGGCCUCGGCCUCAGCCAAGCCGCCGCUGGACGUGGGCUCCGGGCCGCGGCUCGGCUCCGUGGGGGCCAUCUUCAUCAUGCUGAAGUCCGCCCUGGGCGCCGGGCUCCUCAACUUCCCCUGGGCCUUCGAGAGAGCCGGGAGCAUCCGCAGCGCCGUCACCGUGGAGCUGGUGUCCCUCGUCUUCCUCAUCAGUGGGCUCAUCAUCCUGGGCUACUCCUCCUCCAUCAGCGGCCAGUGCACGUACCAGGCGGUGGUGAAGGAGGUGUGCGGGCCGGCCAUCGGUCAGCUGUGUGAGAUCUGCUUCGUCUUCAACCUGUUCAUAAUCUCCGUGGCCUUCCUGGUCAUCGUGGACGACCAGCUGGAGAAACUGUGCGGCUCCAUGUAUGAGUUGAUAACUGGUUUGCCGGAGUCUGACUUGCCGCACCACUUCUACACAAACCAGCGCUUUGCUCUGGUGUUGCUCUGCGUCCUCCUCAUCCUCCCACUGUCCAUCCCCAAAGAGAUCAGCAUCCAGAAAUACAUCAGUGGCCUCGGCACUCUGGCUGCGACCUACCUGACUGUGGCCAUCAUCGUCAAGUACCACACCACGCCGUCUGUCCAGGUUCACAUCGCCCCCCUCUACAGCAGCGGGAUCAGCUCCUGGGCCUCCAUGUUCAGCGUCAUCCCCACCAUCUGCUUCGGCUUCCAAUGCCACGAGGCGUCCAUCGCCAUCUACAGCAGCAUGGAGAACCAGCGGCUCUCUCACUGGGUCUUCAUCUCCGUCAUCUCCAUGAUCUUCUGCCUCAUCAUCUAUUCCCUCACAGGGGUUUAUGGGUACCUGACAUUUGGGAAAGACGUGAAGUCGGACAUUCUGAUGUCCUACACAGGCGACGACAUCCUGAUGCUCAUCGCCAGGCUGCUGUUUGGAAUCUCCAUCAUCACCAUCUAUCCCAUCAUCCUGCUGCUGGGCAGAUCCGUGAUCCAGGACCCCCUGCUGAGUUGGCGGCGGCGGCGGUACGGCGUGGUGACGGUGAACUUUGAAAGCCGCAGCCGCUACGCGCUGACAGUCCUGUGGAUCACCGUGACGCUGAUCAUCGCCGUCUUUGUGCCGGACAUCAGCAAGGUCAUCAGUGUCAUCGGCGGCAUCAGCGCCUUCUUCAUCUUCAUCUUCCCAGGACUGUGUUUGAUGUUCGCCAUGCAGUCGGAGCCCGUGUCCCUGAAGACCAGAGUGGUCCUCACGCUUUGGGGCGUCGUGACGUUGAUCUGCGGAGCCUUCAUCUUCGGCCAGAGCAGCACCAUCGCCGUCAUGCAGUUCCUCGGGAAGAUCUGACUGUUCCGCUCCCCUCGCCGCUUCAGUGCCGCUGUGUCACGUUCUCUCCGGUCCCCCGACCGCCCGGUGACGAGCGGCGCCUGUGCCCCCGUCAAGCCCAGAUGAUCUGAUUGAAAUCCUCAGGUAUUUCUGCACCUUUUGUUUUGUUGUGUGUCGGUGCAGAUUUGUACAUAUCAGUAUUCAACCUGUGUGUGUUCGGUCCGUGUGUGAGACGACGAGCACGGUGUUGUACAAACAUGUUUAAAUUAUCAGUCAAAUAAAACUCAUUUCCAGGACCUGGAGGAUUCCACUGCCAUGAGAGAGUCUGUGUGUGUUUAGAAAGAGGAGCUGCUUCCUCACACGUGAUUGGUCAGUGAUGAUGUGUAUGAAA
Molecule: messenger RNA, 1800 nt
Organism: Platichthys flesus (European flounder)
Lineage: Eukaryota; Metazoa; Chordata; Actinopteri; Pleuronectiformes; Pleuronectidae
Gene: slc38a8a
Product: solute carrier family 38 member 8a
Exons: 11
Coding region: 87-1430 (447 amino acids)
Biological process (GO): amino acid transmembrane transport
Molecular function (GO): amino acid transmembrane transporter activity
Source: RefSeq, a predicted model, not a curated record